AUGAAAGCUAGCAAAGAAGCUGCGCAGUUGAUUUUUAUAGAUUGUGCACCAAACAGAGCAAGAUCAAUUCAAUAUUGGGUGAAUUUUUGGCUUCAGAAUAAUCACCUUCCAAUGAGUCGUCAAGGUAAACAUCAAAAAACAAUACGAUUAAUAGAUGAUGAGGAUAUACAAAAAUUGCUCAUUAAUUCUGGAAUAACUAAAAAGAAAACUAUCGCCAAAGCAACUUCAACUCGAUGGUUAAAUGUACUUGGCUAUAGCUUUCAAUCACAAAAACAAGGUACAUACUAUGAUGGUCAUGAACGUCCUGAUGUUGUUGAAUAUCGAAAGUUAUUUCUGGAUAAAAUUUAUAGUUAUGAAAGGUACAUGGCUAAGUAUGAAGGUGUAUGGACAAAAACAGGAGAAUUGCCAUUGCGUAAAAAGGGAAAUGGACGUUCGAUAAUGGUUAGCGAAUUUUUGUCAGAAGAAUGUGGCCGUCUUAAAUUAAAUGCACAACAGCAUCAAGAAAACUCUUCCAUACCUCAAGAAGCGCGCACUUAUCUUUAG
Messenger RNA from Rhizophagus irregularis DAOM 181602=DAOM 197198, 543 nucleotides. The record is from RefSeq and is a predicted model, not a curated record. Lineage: Eukaryota; Fungi; Glomeromycota; Glomeromycetes; Glomerales; Glomeraceae.